Molecule: messenger RNA, 1914 nt
Organism: Helianthus annuus (common sunflower)
Lineage: Eukaryota; Viridiplantae; Streptophyta; Magnoliopsida; Asterales; Asteraceae
Product: aldehyde dehydrogenase family 2 member B4, mitochondrial
Exons: 11
Coding region: 134-1750 (538 amino acids)
Molecular function (GO): aldehyde dehydrogenase (NAD+) activity
Source: RefSeq, a predicted model, not a curated record
AACAAAAAAUCAUAUCCACCACAGAAAGAAGAGCGUGGAGUGCAUAAAAAAACAAAGAAAAAGGUGAUUCAAGUUAAGUUUAAAGUUGAGCAAACAAGGCAAGGGUGAGAGAAGAAGUAAUCAAUCGGCAAAAAUGGCAACUCCAAGAAUCUCCGGCAUUAUCUCCCGCUCUCUUUCUCUUUCGGCUGCAAUCGUUUUGGUUGAAUCAAACAUCAACAAUUAUCUUGCAGGAAACAUAUCCAGUUUGAGAACCGCUGCUGCAGCACUUAAGAAUCCAAUUACGCCACCCGUUCGUAUUAACCACACUCAGCUUCUAAUCAAUGGAAAAUUUGUUGAUUCAGUAUCUGGAAAGACCUUUCCAACGUUGGAUCCUCGUACAGGCCAAGUCAUAGCCAAUGUUGCCGAAGGAGAUGCUGAAGAUAUCAAUCGUGCAGUUGCUGCUGCUCGCAAAGCGUUUGAUGAAGGCCCAUGGCCCAAAAUGACUGCUCAUGAGAGAUCGCGAGUGCUAUUAAGAUUUGCUGAUUUGGUAGAUAAACACAUUGAUGAGUUGGCAGCGCUUGAGACAUGGAACAAUGGCAAGCCUUAUGAACAUGCUGCCAAAAUUGAUGUACCAGGGGUUGCACGUUUAUUUCGAUAUUAUGCUGGUUGGGCGGAUAAGAUCCAUGGGCUAACGGUUCCUGCAGACGGGCCUUAUAAUGUGCAAACUUUGCAUGAGCCCAUUGGGGUUGCGGGUCAGAUUAUUCCAUGGAACUUUCCUCUUGCUAUGCUUGCUUGGAAAAUCGCGCCCGCCAUUGUUACUGGCAAUACUGUUGUUUUGAAACCAGCUGAGCAAACUCCAUUAACCGCUCUUUAUGCUGCAAAAUUGCUCCAUGAGGCUGGUCUUCCUCCUGGUGUUCUUAAUAUAGUUCCGGGCUAUGGCCCGACUGCUGGUGCAGCUCUUGCUAGCCAUAUGGACGUCGAUAAGAUAGCUUUUACAGGAUCAACAGAUACCGGUAAAAUUGUGCAAGAAUUGGCUGCAAAAAGCAAUCUUAAGCCUGUGACUUUAGAGCUUGGAGGGAAAUCGCCUUUUAUCGUGUUUGAAGAUGCUAACAUUGAUAUGGCUGUAGAACAAGCACACAUGGCUCUCUUCUUCAAUCAAGGUCAAUGUUGUGCCGCGGGUUCUCGUACAUUCAUUCAUGAGCAUGUUUAUGAUGAGUUUUUGGAGAAAGCAAAAGCACGGGCUCAAAGGUGUACCGUUGGUGAUCCUUUCCAAAAGGGCAUUGAACAAGGCCCUCAGAUUGACACGGAGCAAUUUGAAAAAAUUCUACGGUACAUAAGAUCUGGGAUUGAAAGCAAUGCCACCCUCGAAUGUGGAGGUGACAGAAUCGGGUCCCAAGGUUAUUAUAUCCAGCCGACUGUUUUCUCAAAUGUUAAGGAUGAUAUGCUGAUAGCACAAGAUGAGAUAUUUGGUCCUGUUCAAACCAUCUUGAAAUUCAAGGAUGUUGAUGAAGUGAUAAAAAGGGCCAACACGACACGAUAUGGACUUGCAGCUGGUGUUUUCACCAAAAACAUCGAUACUGCAAAUACAUUGACUCGUGCAUUGCGGGUUGGGACCGUUUGGGUGAAUUGUUAUUAUGUGUUUGAUGUUACAAUCCCUUUUGGAGGGUAUAAAAUGAGUGGUUAUGGAAGGGAAAAGGGUAUAUACAAUCUUCAUCACUAUUUACAAGUGAAGGCUGUUGUUACCCCGUUGGAAAAUCCGGCUUGGUUGUAAUUCCACAUGGGUCUAUCAGAAUAAGAAUAACGUAAUCUGGUUUCUGGCUCGUUAUCUUAAAUCGUGGUAAUGGGUUGGUUCUGUUUUCCUACUCUUUUAGUGUUGCUUAUGGAUGGUAGAAUAUCUCACCAUUCGAGAUGGUUAAUCAGACGAGUAUUUAGAUA